GGAAGUUGAGCAGACAGUGAAGGAUUAUUUUGAUGAUGCUGCGUUCGAAAGAUUCAAAGAAUCUGGAGGGAAGGUGAUUGGUCCGUUCACUGUGAAGAAGGGUUACUCAAAUCAACAGUACGAGUUGUUCCGUUACAUUUUCUCUAGCGCCAAUGAUCCGAGUGAAGUGUUAGCCCAUUUUGGGAAGGUUGAGGUCGAGCGGAGGUAUUUCAAAUGCAUGAAACCGGAGACCGAUAUAUCAAACAGUGUCAUUGAUUGCUUUGCUCAAAUCAUGAAUUUUCGAGAGAAGAAGCGCAACGGCAUUGGAAGAAAGAGAACUUGGUUUAUGCCCACCAGAAUUUCGAGCAAGUUACUUGGAAGAACGAUGACUGUGGAGAGGAUGGCGAAGGAGCAAGAGUGGUCCACUCUUUAUUACGAUGCAGAUUUGAGUUUAUGUCACACUGUAAUUUGCAUUUUCUUGAAACUUUUGUGUUGAAUCAAAUGUGUGUAGUUCAAUUUUCCAAUGACGUUGUUUGUUUUACUUUGUCGCAUAUGGUGGUACCCCUACUGGAUACCGAGAGUGCUCCGCACUGGUUUGCGGCGAAUGUGAGCAUGGUUAAUACAACGGUGGAAAUUAGGGACUCGUUGUCUUCUGCAAUGCAUAAGAGGUCACGUCGGAGCACCUGCGUAGAGAUGCUCCAGACUUUGGACCAAUUGUUUGCCCCUGUCAAGCCAGGAGACCUGAAUUUCAGCGAGUUUGUAAUUAUUUCUUCAAGCAAGGACUACCCACAACAACAAAAUGGCCACGAUUGUGGAAUGUUUGUAAUGAAGUACAUGGAAUCACUGUUCGAGGAAAAUGAAAUAUUGGAAGAGUUUGAUCCUAUUGAAGCCAGACUGGAUUGUGUUGGGAAAAUUGUCACCCACGAGAGUAACAAGGCUAAACAUGCUGUGAUGGAGGGAGUUAAGAAGCAAUUUGGAUUGAGCAAAACCAAAGUUCUUCCAUCAACAUCUACAACUAUACCAUUACGUAGUCCAUCAAGGUCUCCUCGAGACCCCCGAUUCAGCACAGCGAAGGCCAGGUCCGAAAACAUGUGGACUGGCAAGAGCAAGUCCCCGAAAACACGUCAUUCUAAAAGGCUGGCCAUAAGUAACAAGUAGUAUAUUACAAUGGUUACAAAAGUUACUUUAUUUAUAUAUUUACUAUGUUCAGUACAAUGGUUACAAAAGUUAGGGUUUAGGUCGUAAAUUAUAUUUAGUGAGUCAUGUUAUAUACUUGCAUCAUACUACUGUUAGGUGAUUUGGAAUUGCACUAAUGUUGGUGAUUUUAUAAUUUACUAUAGGGUAAGACUUGUGGUAGUUUUUAGAAUUUGGUGGAACUGAUUAUUAUUACUGUAUGGUCAUUAUUACUAUUAUUGUGAAUAUUAUUUCGGUUGUUAUAUUUUGCCAUUACUAUUAGGUUUUGGAUUUUUUUUUACCAUAACAAUAUGUGAAGUACAUUAUUCUGAAAAUGAAACUAACCAAUUUUACAUUCUUUUUCGCACUAUCUGUUUUAGUCCAAUGAUGUCCAUAGCCAAAAUAAUAAAAAUACUUAUACUUAUGUACUUUCCCAUUAUUAUUGUGAAUAUUAUUACUGUUGUUAUAUUUUGCCAGUACUGUUAGGUUUUGGAUAGUGAAGUACAUUAUUUUGAAAAUGAAAUUGACCAAUUUUACUCCAAUUAUGUCCAAAAUAAUAAAAAUACCUACACUUAUGUACUUUCCCAUUACAGAGAUGAAGGCAUUAAUUCUGGCCUUGGACAUAAAUUUGGAUCAAAAAGAGUAAGUACAGUACAAUAAUGAGAAAUAAUAACUCUGUCACACAAUUUCCUUUGUAACAAUUUUACCACUUCUAAAUAAUGUAAUUAAAGGCUAUAAAAAAAAAAACUGUUUUUCAAAAAUGCAGUGUAUUGAACAUCAAGCUUUACAACAAUUAUAUGGAUACCUCCAACAUAUUAAAAAUUAUAAACAAUGGUACCAAUCUAUUCAACAUUAAACACAUAGUUAAAGUACAGUACAGUAAUGAGACAUAAUAACUCUGGCGUUCACACAAUUUCACCAUUUCUAAAUAAUGCAAUUAAAAGCUAUCAAAAUAAAUAAAGGUUACUGUUUUUCAAAAAUGCAAUGUAUUGAACAUCAACGUUUGAAAAUGGUAGCAAUCUAUUAAACAUUGAACUCAUA
Messenger RNA from Cannabis sativa, 2193 nucleotides. RefSeq lists its product as uncharacterized. Gene Ontology annotation, biological process: protein desumoylation. Gene Ontology annotation, cellular component: nucleus. Bases 433 to 1137 code for a protein of 234 amino acids. The transcript has 6 exons. Gene Ontology annotation, molecular function: deSUMOylase activity. Lineage: Eukaryota; Viridiplantae; Streptophyta; Magnoliopsida; Rosales; Cannabaceae. The record is from RefSeq and is a predicted model, not a curated record.